UUCGGUAGACACACUAACCGUAGGUGUUUUUAAUGCUCGCUCCACGUUCGUCUCGUUAGAUCAGUGUGCGUAUCGCCUCGAUCGUCCUUGUGACGUUACACGCGUUUCUCUUCUGUUUCGAUCGUGUCGUUUAAUUUUUCGUCAUCAAAAUCGAGUGGUGAAAAGAUCAAGAUGAGUUGCAUCUCGGAUUGUAUUAAAUAUUUGCUUUUUAUUUUUAAUUUUAUAUUUUUGAUAUGUGGGUUGGCUAUUUUAACUCUUGGCGUUAUUGUACAUCUGCAAGUGUCAGGAAUAACCGAUCACAUUGAUACCAAUCUUUUAUUCCCAUCGAUAACGUUGAUUGUUAUCGGCAGCAUAAUCUUCGUAAUAUCAUUUUUCGGAUGCUGUGGCGCCAUCCGGGAGAGUCAUUGCAUGACAAUUACCUUCGCAUCAUUCCUUUUGUUCAUCUUGAUCGUGCAAGUGGCAGUUGCUGUUUAUGUGUUUGUUGUUGUUAAAAACAACGAUGACAAGGUUGAUAUCACAGAGAACUACGAGAAGGUAUUCAAAAAUUACGGUAUGAACAACGACAGCACAAAAAUGAUUGAUCUUGUGCAGAGUAGCUUGCAUUGCUGUGGUGUCUAUUCUUCGAAAGAUUUCAUUCUCCACAACCGCUCUAUUCCGCCAAGUUGCUGUGGCUUAACAGAAGAGCAAACCUGCUCUUCAAAGGAUGUGUAUGAGGUAGGCUGUGUGCAAGAACUAAAGCGAGCGAUUUCGAACGCUGGAACUAUACUUGGCAGCUUAGCUAUUGCUAUUGCCGGUGUUGAGUUGAUCGGAAUCGUAUUCGCACUUUGCUUGGCAAAUUCUAUAAGGAACGCUGAACGCAGGGGCUACAGAGUGUAAGAGUUCAAAGAUAAAUGAAAGAAAUAUAUAUUAAAAA
This is a messenger RNA of Bombus pyrosoma, 913 nucleotides long. Its product is annotated as CD63 antigen-like. Gene Ontology annotation, cellular component: membrane. Lineage: Eukaryota; Metazoa; Arthropoda; Insecta; Hymenoptera; Apidae. The record is from RefSeq and is a predicted model, not a curated record. The transcript is spliced from 5 exons. Bases 172 to 876 code for a protein of 234 amino acids.